CGAGGAGUUUCCUGUUUCCCCCCGCAGCGCCGGGUGAAGUUGAGUGAGUCACUCGCGCGCCCGGACCGACGACAACCCCGCGCGCGCACACGCCCGGGGCAGGAGCCGGCCUCCUGCGCAGCUCCCCUCGGCCGCCGGGGGCCUCCCCGCGCCUCGCCGGCCUCCAAGCCCCCUCUUUGCUGCCGAGCCGGCGCCACAUCUGGCCCGCACAUCUGCCUGGCCGGCUGGGCGCGGGGUCCCGAGAGGGCGCGACGUGGAGGUGCAGCCAGGGGUCUGGGAAGGCGCCGGCUGCUGCGCUCUGGGCUCGGUCUAUGACGAGCAUCGGGGUCUGCCAUGGGUCGGGGGCUGCUCAGGGGCCUGUGGCCGCUGCACAUCGUCCUCUGGACGCGCAUCGCCAGCACGAUCCCGCCACACGUUCAGAAGUCGGUUAAUAAUGACAUGAUGGUCAAUGACAGCAAUGGUGCUGUCAAAUUUCCACAGUUGUGUAAAUUUUGUGAUGUAAGAUCUUCCACCUGUGACAACCAGAAACUCUGCAAGAGCAACUGCAGUAUCACGUCCAUCUGUGAAAAGCCACACGAAGUCUGUGUGGCCGUCUGGAGAAAGAAUGAUGAGAACAUAACACUAGAGACCGUUUGCCAUGACCCCAAGCUUGUCUACCACGGAUUUGUUCUUGAGGAUGCUGCUUCUCCAAAGUGUUUUAUGAAGGAAAAAAAAGUGGAUGGCGAGACUUUCUUUAUGUGUUCCUGUAACACUGAUGAGUGCAAUGACCACAUCAUCUUCUCAGAAGAAAAUUCCACCAACAACCCUGACUUGUUGUCAGUCAUAUUCCAAGUGACAGGCGUCAGCCUCCUCCCACCACUGGGCAUCGCCAUAGCCGUCAUCAUCACCUUCUACUGCUACCGUGUUCACCGGAAGCAGAAGCUGACCCCGUCCUGGGAGACCAACAAGCCACGGAAGCUCAUGGAGUUCAGCGAGCAUCUUGCCAUCAUUAUGGAAGACGACCGCUCCGACAUCAGCUCCACGUGCGCCAACAACAUCAACCACAACACGGAGCUGCUGCCCAUUGAGCUGGACACCCUGGUGGGCAAAGGUCGCUUCGCCGAGGUCUACAAGGCCAAGCUGAAGCAGAACACUUCGGAGCAGUUCGAGACUGUGGCAGUCAAGAUCUUCCCUUAUGAGGAGUAUGCCUCCUGGAAGAUGGAGAAGGACAUUUUCUCAGAUAUCAAUCUGAAACAUGAGAACAUCCUCCAGUUCCUGACGGCCGAAGAGCGGAAGACGGAGUUGGGGAAGCAAUAUUGGCUGAUCACCGCUUUCCAUGCCAAGGGCAACCUACAGGAGUACCUCACGCGGCACGUCAUCAGCUGGGAGGACCUGCGCAAGCUGGGCAGCUCCCUGGCCCGGGGCAUUGCUCACUUGCACAGCGACCACACCCUGUGUGGGAGGCCCAAGAUGCCCAUCGUGCACAGGGACCUCAAGAGCUCCAAUAUCCUGGUGAAGAAUGACCUGACCUGCUGCCUGUGUGACUUCGGGCUUUCCCUGCGUCUGGACCCCACACUGUCUGUGGAUGACUUGGCCAACAGUGGACAGGUGGGAACUGCCAGAUACAUGGCCCCAGAAGUCCUUGAGUCCAGGAUGAAUUUGGAGAAUGUCGAGUCCUUCAAGCAGACAGAUGUCUACUCAAUGGCGCUGGUGCUCUGGGAGAUGACGUCUCGCUGCAAUGCUGUGGGAGAGGUGAAAGAUUAUGAGCCGCCGUUUGGUUCCAAGGUGCGGGAGCAUCCCUGUGUCGAAAGCAUGAAGGACAAUGUGUUGCGAGAUCGGGGACGACCAGAAAUUCCCAGCUCCUGGCUCAACCACCAGGGCAUCCAGAUGGUGUGUGAGACUCUGACCGAGUGCUGGGACCAUGACCCUGAGGCCCGCCUCACGGCCCAGUGUGUUGCCGAGCGCUUCAGUGAGCUGGAGCACCUGGACCGACUCUCGGGGAGGAGCUGCUCCGAGGAGAAGAUUCCGGAAGACGGCUCGCUGAGCACUACCAAAUAGCUCUCCCAGGCCAGACUGGGCCAAGUCCAAAGAGGCCACCCCUGUCGCCAAAGAAGAGAGGCAGCAGGAAGCUGCCCCUAAACCGAUGCUUCCUGGAAAACCAGGGGUCACGCCCCUCCCUGUAAACUGUGGGAUUGAGCGGAAACAGCAGUGGCAGGGAGUGGGUGACAUGAAGCAUUCUAUGCCUUUGACGUUGUCAUAGGAUAAGCUGUGUUAGCAGUUCCUCAGGAAAUGAGAUUGAUUUUUACAAUAGUCAGUAACAUUUGCACUUUAUUAAUGCCUGUAUAUAAAUAUGGAAUAGCUAUGUUUUAUAUCUAUAUCUAUAUAUGUCUAUAUCUAUAUAUACAGCCAUACUCUGGAAAGAGACAAGGAAAAAGAUCAAAUAUUCCCAGGAAAUUGGUUUGACUGGAGAGCUCCAGAGCCGAGCUCAGAAGAAGGGAUCCAUGAAAACAUUAGCACUUGACAAUCACACGUGAGAUGGUUCUCUGACUACACACGAGGGGGAACUUUGCAUUAGGAGCGAGCCUCCAUGUCUCAGAGACUGCUACGGCCACGUUGCAUUCGCUUUCGCAAAAUAAUAGUUCCCUGCGUGUGGGUCUUCUUCCGGCCACGGAGCUAUUUAUAGUCACCCUGUUUGGGGACCAGACCCUGCAGUUCCUGUGUGCCAUUGUUUCUCCUGGACUGUUCACCUGAGCUUCAAGCCCCACAUCUGGUUUGUGAACCACUUUCUUCCACUCGCUCAGAGACUUUGCUCCAUGUCUAAUAGUUUCUAUGUUUUGAGCCCUGUUUUUACCUUAACAGGCUGCAGAAUAUUCAGGACAAAUUUCCUCAUCCAUGAAAUGGCCAUACCUUCUACUAAUAAAAUAUAUGUAUUAUGUAAUAAAAGUAUAUAU
Messenger RNA from Pteropus alecto (black flying fox), 2930 nucleotides. It is a transcript of the gene TGFBR2, whose product is annotated as transforming growth factor beta receptor 2. The transcript has 7 exons. NCBI's taxonomy places the organism in Eukaryota, Metazoa, Chordata, Mammalia, Chiroptera, Pteropodidae. Gene Ontology annotation, cellular component: signaling receptor complex; plasma membrane. Gene Ontology annotation, biological process: heart development; cellular response to growth factor stimulus; transforming growth factor beta receptor signaling pathway. Gene Ontology annotation, molecular function: activin binding; metal ion binding; ATP binding. The record is from RefSeq and is a predicted model, not a curated record. Bases 334 to 2037 code for a protein of 567 amino acids.